Messenger RNA from Amorphotheca resinae ATCC 22711, 1208 nucleotides. RefSeq lists its product as hypothetical. Bases 497 to 1030 code for a protein of 177 amino acids. NCBI's taxonomy places the organism in Eukaryota, Fungi, Ascomycota, Leotiomycetes, Helotiales, Amorphothecaceae. The transcript is spliced from 2 exons. The record is from RefSeq and is a predicted model, not a curated record.
CGUGAACAUCCAACAGGACCACAAGUACAAGGCUACAAGGGAAAGGUUACUUUGAGUCAUCUAAAAGUCAUUCAUGGUCUCUAUCCCACGUCCUCUGAAUUAACAAGCAUGGAUGACUUGGUAUUCACGGUGUUUCAAAUGUGGCCCGAAGUAUUAAUGUUGUUGGGUGUCGAGCCCGUCCUCGCAGCCGCCUCGCGCCCUUUGAAUAACCCAGGACUCAGAGCAAAGAAGGGAUCUCAAAAGGACGAGUAGUCUUUGAGGAGUAGCAUGAUCUGACACCGGUAUGAUCCUCCAGCUUAGAUUCCUAGCAAGUUCUCCCAAACCCUGGUAUCGGCCGAAGAGAAUGAUAGCCACUUGCUUGCCGCCGUACCGCACGCGCUUCCUUCAUCUAGUAUAUAAAGCCAUCUUCAGCUCCAAUUGCUUCGUCCUGGUCUCAUUGCGAGGCACGUAACAGAAAAGAGCAUCAAGUUUAAGCCUUCCGAUCCAGCCACAAGAUAUGAGUCGACAUUUCUCCUCUGCCGUGAGGGCGGCCGCAAGAAAAAUCUUAUGGUCAUUCAAUGGCACGACGAAGAAUUUGGAGGGGGAUGUGGCAGCUGUCGAACAAGCUGUUGGGGCGAUUCCAGAAUUGGCAAAGAAGGUGAAGAAGGGCGUCAUCAAUGGAGAUCCGCAUCCUACCAAAUAUGCCGACGGCACCGAGGAUCCGAUUCACAUUUCAGGCAUACUUGGUGAGGGAAACCUGAAGGGAUCUAAGAGGGCAACAUCCUUUCACUAUUAUCCGGAGACAGGUGACAUAAGAUUCUCGAAUUCAAGAUAUCCACCAGUCCGUAUCGGCGUGUCCAAUGCUGCAGCGGAAUCAUCGUCUUCUGCUUCUUCUGCUCAGGCCGCUACCACUACCGACCUCACAUGGAGGACAAACGGGCAGACCAACCGUGCAGAAUGGUGGGAUGGCACAAAAUGGGUUGAAGGAGAUUGGUCUGAUGAGUAUCAAAAAUGGUAUGCUUGGUGCAAUGGCCAACGGUAUUAUUGGUAACGUUAUAUAUGGGAUUUGAGAACAUUUGUGUUUGCGCGGGUCGCACAUAUAUUUGAUCUCAUAAACCACAUUGUAUCUUUUGUUCUAGCGUCCUCAAAAAUAGUUGAAGCCAAUUUGAAUGUGUAGUUACAAGUCUGUAGGUACAGAGAGCUUGACCUGUUGCCUUGCCCACCCGUGG